Messenger RNA from Dicrocoelium dendriticum, 1138 nucleotides. Lineage: Eukaryota; Metazoa; Platyhelminthes; Trematoda; Plagiorchiida; Dicrocoeliidae. The record is from the annotation of a GenBank genome assembly.
GAACACAAGACACGAUAUUUAUCGCAUCGUCUCUUGAAAAUCAAAUACAUCUUAUCGUAAUACGUCAACUUUCACAAUGGGUGGAGAUGGAGGUAGCAUCCCUCGACGCGUGGAGCUUGUAAAGGCAAAAAAGAAACCUGAGCGAGCGAACCGGAGAGCGGCUAACGCGGCGCUAUGGCGUCACUGCACUUUGAGCCAAGACCGACUUCGUAUCCCGAUAGUCUCUUGUCAACUCGGAAGGCUGUACAACAAGGAGUCAGUGAUUAACAAGCUGCUCAGCCGAUCGAACACCAAUGAUGUAGCAGAACACAUUAGGAGACUGAAGGAUGUCCGUGAACUACGUUUGACUGUGAACAACUCACACACACAAGAGUCUGAUCCUCUGAACGAUGCGACUGGGGAGUUUUACUGUCCAGUUACUGGACUAGAGAUGUCCGGCGUUUAUCCCUUCGUCUACUUAUGGACUUGUGGCUGUGUCUUCGCCAAGAAGGCUCUCGAUGUGGUCAACGAUUACCGGUGUAUGCAAAUUAUGGCCGGUUACUUACUUCCACAUUAUUCCAUUGGUGCUUGUGAUUAUCAGGAAAUUAAAGGUAGUGGUAAUGGGCGACUUGACGGUGUUUAUUGGUUGCGUUUCAUUUGGAAAUCACUUUUUUCUUCUAGUGCGGGACGUCAUUUACAGAGGACGAUAUCAUCCUGCUGAAUCCUCAGACAGAAAGCGAAAUUGCCGCGGCGAAACAAAGGUUGGCACAAUAUGUUGCGUCCAGCUCAAAGGCGAAAAGGCGUUCUGCUGACUCAGUGGUGGACACAGGCCCAAGCGAAGCGAAACAGAAGCCCACCAAUAAACCGAACACGAAUACAGACGAAAAACAUGAUGAAACCGACGAGGUGACCGAGGAACCACAACAUGAAACCUCAUCUGAUCACACAAAGCCGAAUAAGUCGAUACAAGAAGACCCGAACUCCUCUUCGGUUUACAAAAGUCUGUUUACCACUUCUGAACAGGCCAAAAGACAGCCAAAACCCCACUGGGUUACGUACAACCCUCUGUACUUCCGAUGAAUCUCUCCUCUGCUCUAUUUGAUCAGAAUUGGUUGUUAUGGCCACUCUCUGUACAUAAAGUUGAUUUUAACUUCCUUCU